AUGCCGAAGCGAGCCCGGUCUCCUGAUGCGCAUCCGUCGAAACGGGCGCGGGCUUCGAGAGGUCUCCUCCCGCUCUUUGAACUGGACGAGCUAUUCCUGCGCGUCCUUGGCCAUCUCGCACCGGCUGACCUCGCCCGCGCGCAGGGCGUUUCGCGGCGUUGGGCUGCAAUCGCCGUAGACCCACAGCUCUGGAAGCGCCUCUACCUCGCGCGAUAUCCACAUCCUCAUCAUCGCGUGUCUGUGUCGCGCAGUGUGAGCGGAGGUAGCACCCCUCUGCGCCCUCUCGCCCGCCUUCCGAGCCGCGCGUUCCCGGCGCCUAGUCCCUCGCCCUCCCCGGCGCCCGAGGAGCGAUGGCAGGAUGCGGAGGCGCGUCACGACGGCGUGGAUUGGAAGCUCAUGAUGCGGCUGGGCACGAACUGGUCGAACGGAGCAGUGCUCGCCGAAGCGCGCGUACCCCUUCCACCGUCGCCGGCCUCUCAAACAAGAGAAGACCCCGGCGACGUCCAUGCCCAACACCUAGCCCUAUUCCCAAGCUUCAUCUGCGCAUCCAACCCAACCUCCCCCCUCGUACACGUUUACGCAUCUCUACCCGGUUCACCACUCGGCAUCAUUCCCCCUCCACCGGGCUGGUCGUCCCCCCACCGGCCAGACUAUGUAUCUGCCAUCGCGGCGGACCAGGCGGUCAUCUCGCGCGAGGGUGCGGCGCUCCCGGCCCGCCUUGCUAUCCUAUAUGCGUCAGGCGGGUUUGCGAUUGUGCGCCUUCGCCUUUCUGACGGACGGCUGCAUUGGUCCCGUGAGACUGUUUGGGCCCGGCGCACUCGCCCGCCUCGCCGUGGCGGGGCUGCGGACGAUCCCGUCGUCCUGGCCAGCAUGCACCACCCCGCGCUGGUGACUUGUACGAAGGGAUUCGUGUUGUCCGUGUACAGCCUCGCCGGGAGUGAACCUGCGCUCCUCAAUUCGUUGCGAAGCGACCUUGCGUUUGAUGAGGAAAAGAUUGUUGGGCUCGUCGCCGGGCCGACAGGCGACGUAAUGCGUGUAUGGAGCUUUGGAUAA
Cutaneotrichosporon cavernicola is the source of this 1053-nucleotide messenger RNA. RefSeq lists its product as uncharacterized. The record is from RefSeq and is a predicted model, not a curated record. Gene Ontology annotation, molecular function: protein binding. Bases 1 to 1053 code for a protein of 350 amino acids. The transcript is spliced from 3 exons. NCBI's taxonomy places the organism in Eukaryota, Fungi, Basidiomycota, Tremellomycetes, Trichosporonales, Trichosporonaceae.